Gadus chalcogrammus (walleye pollock) is the source of this 1467-nucleotide messenger RNA. It is a transcript of the gene rd3, whose product is annotated as retinal degeneration 3, GUCY2D regulator. Lineage: Eukaryota; Metazoa; Chordata; Actinopteri; Gadiformes; Gadidae. The transcript is spliced from 2 exons. Bases 1 to 627 code for a protein of 208 amino acids. The record is from RefSeq and is a predicted model, not a curated record.
AUGGCCUCCUGGUUCAGCUGGAGCGACCCGUACCACCGGAGGCCGCGGCGGGAGCCCUCGGACGUGGUGGUGGACACGCUGAUGCUGGAGUUCACCUGGCAGAUGAAGGAGGCCGAGCGGCUGCAGCGCGAGCGCGACAGCGAGUACCGGCGGCUGAAGACGGGCGUGGACUACAGCUGGCUGGCGUCCACGCGCCGCAACUCGUACAGCGUGAGCACCGGGGAGAGGCUGGGGCUGGAGGACCUCUGCUGCAAGGUGCCGCCCGGCGACUGCGGACUGGUCAUACUCAAGAUCCGCGAGGCGCUGGGGGCCCACCAGCCUGACGCGCAGGAGGUGCUGGGGCUGUUCCGCGGCGUGCUGCUGGAGGAGCUGGACCGCGCCCGGGAGGAGGAGGAGACGCGGCGCCUCACCCGCCAGUGGAACAACAAGCGCUCCAUGAGCAUGUCGCUGGUCAACUUCCGCUCCCGCAUCAAGAUCAACCCCUUCGGCAGCACCGUGGGCCUGACCUCCGGCCCCGCCGACGCCGAGGCCGGCGGAGACCUCAAGACGGUGUCGGAGGACGUGGAGAAGGGCUCGGACACGGGGGACGGCCGGGUCCAGAGGGGAUGGAGUCUGCCUGACUACUGAGACAGCGUCGCGUGGACCCUGGAACGCCCGAGCCCCCCCCCCCCCGUAGUGUCCAUGUGAGGCCGUCACGGGUCGUGACGACGGGGCACCCCUAAGCCAGGGGGACCGGCUCACGUACUUUGUCUUGGCUCCCAUCGUUGCAAGAUACCGGGACAAUGGAGCAGAUAUCCCGCAGUCCUUUUGAGCCACUAUGAAGUCCAAACUAUUGGAACAUGCGUCUUUAUAAAGCACAGUUGUAACUCACACCUUUUAUAGUGCGUUCCCAGAGGAUUUGAAGGGUUUUCAAACUCGUCUGUUAAUGCAAGCCUCGUCUUCACCUGUUGUCUUGGUGACUACGAUUGGAAAUACUAUUUUUGAUAUACAUAGUUAACCUUAAUAUAUAAUAUAAUACAAAUGUAAUUUAUACCCAACACUUGUGUGCCACUAUACAAUGAAAAAUGUGUGUAAUUUUGAAAUGUAUGUGUAAGUAAUGAAUCCUCUUUGAUGUUUUAACUGAUUUGUAGUGAAAUACAGCAAGCCAUUAAAACGCUAAUCUCCACUACCGUUUCUGUAUGCGAAGACACUAGGAUACGUCCUCUUAAGUCCCCUAAAAGGUUUUCCGAACCACCAUUCAUCAUACAAGGCCACGUAGAAAUUCAGCGCUACAAGGACACAUGCUUUGUCUGCCAUGCUUUUUUCAGUUCGCAAAUGAAGACAGAAAGGAGUGGGGUCUGAAAUCAUCCGACUGCACAGUAUUAUGGGGGUCAUUCUGCAGUUUAUUACCAUGUCUCGUCUCUUAAACUUGGUAAGCCACAUUUUUCAACACAAUAUCCAACAGACAUAUACCCAUCUAAAAUAAAA